AUGGAAAUUUGGUUACCUAUAGUGGAUUCGAAUAAAUUAAUAUCUAAUCUUGGACGUAUCAAGAAUAAUAAAGAUGUGAUUUUAAAAGGAAAUAUUUGCAAAAGAAGUGGUUAUAUACGAAUUGAUUUAAGUAUUAAUAGUAUUCGUACAUCAACUGGCGUCCAUAUCCUAGUUGCACAAGCCUUCAUUUUUAAUCCAGAAAAUAAGCCUUACGUUAAUCACAUUAAUGGCAUCAAACAUGAUAAUCGAGCUAAUGCAGAACGUAAAAUAUUUCCGAAUAUUGGUCGUGGUAGCUCUAGACAUAUCGUGCAGAAAACAUUGGAUGGGAAUGUAGUUCAAAUUUGGAAUUCAAUCUCUCUUGCGGGUAAAAUGCUUAAAAUCGCAGGAAAUAGCAUUUCAGAAUGUUGUAAUAGAAAGCGAAAUACUGCUGGUGGUUGGCGUUGGAUGUAUUACGAAGAUUAUAUUGAACCAGACCUCAAUGAAGAAUGGGAAGAAAUAGAAGUUAAUUCACAAAAAUUUAAAGUUUCAUCCUUAGGCAGAGUUCAGUUACUGAAUGGUGUGAUCACUCAAGGAUCUUUGUAUGCAGGCUAUUACCGAAUUGGCCGUAUUCACAAAUAUCGUGUUCAUCGUUUAGUGGCGCUAGCAUUCUGCCCUAAAGAAGAGGGCAAAAAAUUUGUGAACCACAUUGACGGUGAUUCCACCAACAACAAAGCGUCUAAUCUUGAAUGGUGUACACCAAGAGACAAUAUACAACAUGCGGUGCGUCUCAGACCUCAUGAUGGUUGGAUGCGUCAACGUGCUGUCAAACAGAUUUUUGAUAAUGGAUCUUUCCAAGAAUUUCCAUCUUUAACUGAAGCACAAC
Messenger RNA from Racocetra fulgida, 862 nucleotides. Lineage: Eukaryota; Fungi; Glomeromycota; Glomeromycetes; Diversisporales; Gigasporaceae. The record is from the annotation of a GenBank genome assembly.